Raphanus sativus (radish) is the source of this 689-nucleotide messenger RNA. RefSeq lists its product as uncharacterized. The coding region runs from base 83 to 538 and encodes 151 amino acids. The transcript is spliced from 3 exons. The record is from RefSeq and is a predicted model, not a curated record. Lineage: Eukaryota; Viridiplantae; Streptophyta; Magnoliopsida; Brassicales; Brassicaceae.
CUAAAUUUCUGUCAUGUUUUGAUGCUAUUGUUUGAUUAGUUGUUUCUCCAUCGCAGGACAUUAGGGUUUCGAGUCUACUCCUAUGGAUACGGAUCAAGAGAUGAGUCAAAAUCCUCCUCCGUAUGAACAUGUUUGUGCUGAUGACACUAACCACAAAUUUUGGGAGAAUGACGGUGAUGAUCAUGUGAAGGAGAAUGGUAACAGAAGCUCCUUCACUCCUGGUGAAACGGAUCUGAACCAACUCCAGGCGAUUCCACCGGUUUCUUAUGGGCAAGGUUUGCCUUUUGCACCAGUUGAUUUUCCGAGCCCAAGCGAUGUUUGGACGUGGAGAGUUGGGAGGAGAGUGAGUGCUACUGGGUUUCAUAAGGAUAGGUUCCUCAUCCUCCCUGAUAGGCUUAAGAUGAAGAAUGUACCAAAGUCAUUUGCUAGCAAAAACACUCUUUCUCGUUAUCUCGCGACGAAUUUCCCUGAGAUGGAUGUUAAUGCCUUUUUUGCAUCUUUUUGCUGGAACAUCCCUGGCUUUGUUUCAACCUGCUGAUAGAGAUCAUUGACGCUGCAUCUCUGUUUGAAGAGACAUCCAAAGAAGGUGAGGAUGGAAGGAAGAGACACCUAAAGCAACUCGACGACCUACCGGCAGGAAAAAGAAAGAGAAAGAAGCCACCAAAAAGAAGCCAUCCUCUUGGAGACGC